AUGCACAACAACAGACCCUUCUACAAGAUUGUCGCCGCCUACAACAAGCGGCCGCGGGAUGGGCGCCACUUCGACAAACUCGGGACCUACGACCCCCUGCCCAACGUACACAAUGAGAAACUGGUGAGCCUGAAUGUGGAGAGGAUCAAAUACUGGAUGGCCUCUGGAGCUCACAUCACCAAACCCGUCGCCAAACUGCUGGGACUGGCCGGGUUCCUCCCUCUCCAUCCCAUGACUAUCACAGCAGCUGAGAGACUGAGGAGAGCCAAAGAGGAGACAGCGGAGGAAGACCAUCCCGCGGGGGAGGCGGGAGACCAUCCCGCGGGGGAGGCGGGAGACCAUCCCGCGGGGGAGGAGAAGGAUCAGGUCUGA
Molecule: messenger RNA, 372 nt
Organism: Staurois parvus
Lineage: Eukaryota; Metazoa; Chordata; Amphibia; Anura; Ranidae
Source: the annotation of a GenBank genome assembly